GAAGGGGGGUGGGGGAGGUUUACGUGGUGACGUUAAUUCUAUAUGAGCGCCAGCGGCGGGAGCUCGGGUCUUUUUACCGCCAGCCGCGCCGCGCCUCCUCCUCCUCCUCCUCCUCCUCGCUCCUGAGUCACCGCCAGCCCCGGCCCGCGCAGAAGGGAACACAAGCCUUUUUUCAAGUGGCUAUGGCAUAGUAAUAAUACAUCGGCAUCUUCCACAGUUUAUCUCUGAGCACAUUGCAGUUGUGUGUGUGUCCGUUUGUGUUUGAAGCCCUACAGCGACAAGCUUACAUUUCAUGUUCUAAUCCCUUUGAGGAAGGGUUUGAAAUCCAGGAGAAUGGCAGACAUAGACAACAAAGAACAGUCUGAACUUGAUCAACAAGAUAUGGAAGAUGUUGAAGAGGUAGAAGAAGAAGAAACUGGUGAAGAUGCCAACAGCAAAGCUCGGCAGCUGACUGUGCAGAUGAUGCAGAAUCCUCAGAUUCUUGCAGCCCUUCAGGAGAGACUUGAUGGUCUGGUAGGAACAUCUACAGGAUAUAUAGAAAGCUUGCCUAAAGUUGUUAAAAGACGUGUGAAUGCUCUCAAGAACCUUCAAGUUCAGUGUGCACAGAUAGAAGCAAAGUUCUAUGAGGAAGUUCAUGAGCUGGAAAGAAAGUAUGCUGCUCUCUAUCAGCCCUUAUUUGACAAGCGAAGUGAAAUCAUCAAUGCAAUUUAUGAACCUACAGAGGAAGAAUGUGAAUGGAAAGCAGAUGCUGAAGAAGAAAUUUCAGAGGAAAUGAAAGAGAAAGCCAAGCUCGAAGAAGAAAAAAAAGAUGAAGAAAAAGAAGACCCUAAAGGAAUUCCUGAGUUUUGGCUGACGGUAUUCAAGAAUGUGGACUUGCUCAGUGAUAUGGUUCAGGAACAUGAUGAACCUAUCCUGAAACACUUAAAAGAUAUAAAAGUGAAAUUUUCAGAAGUUGGACAGCCUAUGAGUUUCACAUUAGAAUUUCAUUUUGAACCAAAUGACUACUUCACAAAUGAAGUAUUGACAAAGACGUAUAGAAUGAGGUCAGAGCCAGAUGAUUCUGAUCCCUUCUCCUUUGAUGGACCAGAAAUCAUGGGUUGUACAGGUUGCCAAAUAGACUGGAAAAAAGGAAAGAAUGUUACUUUGAAAACCAUUAAGAAGAAGCAAAAGCAUAAGGGUCGUGGAACAGUUAGAACAGUGACAAAAACUGUUUCCAACGACUCAUUCUUCAACUUCUUCAGUCCUCCUGAAGUUCCUGAAAGCGGAGACCUGGACGAUGAUGCUGAGGCAAUCCUUGCUGCAGAUUUUGAAAUAGGUCACUUCUUGCGUGAACGUAUAGUCCCCCGAUCAGUAUUGUACUUUACAGGAGAAGCUAUUGAAGAUGAUGAUGAUGAUUAUGAUGAAGAAGGUGAAGAGGCAGAUGAUGAGGAGGGGGAAGAAGAAGCAGAUGAAGAAAAUGAUCCUGAUUAUGACCCCAAAAAGGAUCAAAACCCAGCAGAAUGCAAGCAGCAGUGAAGCAGUGUGUAUGUGGCCUUGAGGAUUACCUGCACUGUAAUAGCCUAAACACAACUAUUAGUUACUUACAGCCUUAUGUUUUGUAUCUCGGUAGAAUUAAGUAACCAAUUUGUUAAAAAAAGAAAUCAAACACAUAAGAACCAGUUUAAAAUGUAGGUUCAAUCUACCUAGCAUUUUAACAGUAUAAUUUUCUGCCAAUAUGUAGAAUGCAGUAAAUCCCCUAAAGCAUGAAUGUUAAUUCAUUGCUACAUAGUUUGGUUCUUGUGAAGUCUUUGUCAUGUAGCUAUUAGACUGCAGCUGUGAAGAUUAUCGGAACUGUUAACUGAGACCAAUAUUUGCUUAGAGGAAACUCUCCUGAAGAACCAACCAAAGUAUUUUUCAGCCCAGUAGUUUGAACGGGUUUAAGUCUGCUUGCACUAGCUGUGCCUUCAUUACUUUGUUAUAGAAAUGGCAGUGACUUGUACUAACUAGGAGAUGAUGAUGCAUUUUGAAUUUGACUACUUGAGAAGACUAGUAUAACUUGUUUAAUUUCCAACGAGACCACAUUAAACAUUCAUAACUGUCAGCUUGUUUAUGCUAUGGGUUUUGUAUUUUAUGUGACAUAGUGAUCUACAAAAGAAACCUAGUCAUCAUAUUAAGGUUAUUGUUUACCACUGGGGUGUGAAUAAAACCUAGUAUUUUCA
Messenger RNA from Aquila chrysaetos chrysaetos, 2198 nucleotides. It is a transcript of the gene NAP1L1, whose product is annotated as nucleosome assembly protein 1 like 1. NCBI's taxonomy places the organism in Eukaryota, Metazoa, Chordata, Aves, Accipitriformes, Accipitridae. Gene Ontology annotation, biological process: nucleosome assembly. Gene Ontology annotation, cellular component: chromatin; nucleus. The record is from RefSeq and is a predicted model, not a curated record. Gene Ontology annotation, molecular function: histone binding; chromatin binding. The transcript is spliced from 16 exons. The coding region runs from base 334 to 1515 and encodes 393 amino acids.